UGUUUACGGUGGAAGUGAUGUUAGUUGUCGACUCGAGUAAGUGCCAAUAAAUUAGUAACAGCUAAAAUAACUAUCGAACGUGUGAAGAUAAUAUAACAAGUAAGCAACAAACAAGAGCUCUGCACAGAGCAUCUGAUAAUGAAAGCGUUUGCUGGGUAGUUAGCUAAACUAGCUAAUAUUCCGGGUAGCCGUUGGGAACUGCUGAAAACGUUUCAGGCGCGAAUAAGAGCUUGCUUUCUAUACAAUAAAACAUGGUGUCUUCACUGAUAGUCCCAGUUAUCGAUGUCCAGAAUGAUAACUUCAAAGAGCUUUGGCCUGCCAUGGUGGUCGCUAUUAAGACGUCGUCUUUCGUUGCACUGGACACGGAGCUGAGUGGUCUUGGAAACAGGAAGUCCCUACUGGCUGAAUCUAUAGAGGACAGAUACAAAGCCAUAUGCCAUGCAGCUCGCUCUCGCUCCAUUCUCUCCCUGGGAAUCUCCUGUUACAAGAAACUGAAUGACAAGGCUGCAGACACAUACCUGGUCCAGGUGUAUAACCUCACCCUGCUGUGUUCAGAGGAGUACAUCAUAGAGCCUCAGUCAGUCCAGUUCCUGGUUCAGCAUGGCUUUGACUUUAACAAGCAGUACGCCUAUGGAAUCCCAUACAACAAGGGCAAUAAUAAGGGAGCAUCAGACGACCAGGGCGUCCACAUCCGGGCCUUAUUCACUGAACUGCUGCGUGCCAGGAAGCCUCUGGUGCUCCACAACGGCCUCAUUGACAUGGCCUUCCUUUACCAGAGUUUCUAUGCACAUCUGCCCGAGCGCUUGGCCACCUUCACAGCCGACCUGUCUGAGAUGUUUCCUGCUGGUAUCUAUGACACCAAAUAUGUCACUGAAUUUGAGCUCCGGCUCACUGCAUCCUAUCUGGAGUACGCCUAUAAGAAAUGUAAGCUGGAUAACAGUCGCAGUGUGACCUCUGGAGGGGCCGGGCCUCGCGUUUAUGUAGAGUUCUGUCAGUAUGCUGGCCACAUGUCCAGCUAUGUGGACUACAGAGUAUGUCCAGCUGUGGCCUCUGCUGAGGGACAGACUGACAUCUGCCAGCGCUUCUCUGCGUUUGGCUGGUGUCCUAAUGGCACCCAGUGUCCAUUAUCCCACGACACAGACUUGAUCGUCCUCCAGGAUGAGAAAGGCGCAGGGGACAAGAGAAGAAAAAGGAAGAGACAUAGAGAGAAGAAGAAAGGUAAAGGCGGGGCAGCGGAGGGAUCUUCCAUCUGUGACGAUGGCCCUGGAAGCAAAGUACCCCACAUGGAGGUGGAUCCCAAAGAAGCAGCAGAUGACCAUCACGGGGCUGAGCAGUGCCCAGACAGAGGGCUUAUAAUGGACAGUGAUGGAAACACGCAACCGAAUGAAGGAGGGGACAUGAAGUCAAGCAGUGAGGGGAACGGAGUAUGUGAAGACAACCCAGACUUUGGAGACACUGCAACAACAGCCACAACUGAUGAUGACACAACCACAAAACCCAGCACAGUCGAUGGUGCAGACAACGGAGGGAGAGAAAACGUUAGUGACCACCCACCUAAGACAGACGAUCAGAAGAAGAAGAACGACGCAGGAACACACCGAGCGGGAUUUGAUGCCUUCAUGACGGGAUACAUUUUUGCCCACUCAUGUGUCCUCAUCAAGAAGGAAGGAGCGGGAGCUGUAGAGACGGAAAAGGAGGAGGAGCAAUCGUGGCUUCCUACGUGUCUCAAUAAGGUCUACCUCAGCGGCAAGGCGGCUCCUCUCAACAUAGUUAAAAGCACCUUCUCUAAAUCGUCUAAGGCCCAUGUGCAGAAGAUGGAGAUGGUUUGGGGAGGGAAAAUGUAGUAUGCACACUUGUAUACAGAAUUUAUGGUGUAUACAUAUGCAGGUUUACAAUUUUAUUUUCUUCUACAUGCAUAGCAAUGUUGGUCCAACACUUUGGUCUGGACUGAAAUAUCGCAACAGGUAUUCACUGGAUUGCUGAGAAUUUUUGUACAGACAUUAAUGAUCCUCAGAGGAUGAAUCCUGCUGACUUCAGUGACCCCCUGACUUUUCUAUCACCAUGAGGUGUACAAUUGUGGUUUUUAGUCAAAUAUUUUGAUAAUUAUUAAAUAGAUUGCCAUGAAAUUUGGCAGAGAAGUCCAUACCUUCCUCUGGCUUUUUUGGUCUGUUUUAAGAAUAGGAGACAAAAUCAGGGGUAAUGGUCAAUUUAUGUUCAUGGCAAGAAACGUUCAGUCUGACAAUCUAGGGAGAUGUUUCAUCCAUUUCGGUCUGUUUCUCCUGCUCCCAUAUUGUUUUUAUUUCUGUACAUUUUUCACCCACUAAUUAUCCUGCAAAUACUCAGAUGUUUUCAUACAUAGAUAACGACAUUAGUGACUUGAAAAUUGUAAAAGCAGCAGUACAUUGCAUUGCAGAGGCACCUAUUUUAAUUUAGUAUUGAGCCAGUAUUUGUAGGGUUUCUCUGAAAACAGCCAAAGUGAGAUAAUGAUUGAUAUGCAUUUAUCCCACAUUUCAGAUUUUCUAUACUUGUUUCUGAAAUAAGUUGUGGAAAAUAAACUGAUGUUCUCAAACAAUGA
Messenger RNA from Epinephelus moara (kelp grouper), 2575 nucleotides. It is a transcript of the gene toe1, whose product is annotated as target of EGR1, exonuclease. The record is from RefSeq and is a predicted model, not a curated record. Gene Ontology annotation, molecular function: 3'-5'-RNA exonuclease activity; snRNA binding; metal ion binding. The coding region runs from base 252 to 1844 and encodes 530 amino acids. Gene Ontology annotation, cellular component: Cajal body; cytoplasm. Gene Ontology annotation, biological process: snRNA 3'-end processing. The transcript is spliced from 8 exons. NCBI's taxonomy places the organism in Eukaryota, Metazoa, Chordata, Actinopteri, Perciformes, Serranidae.